Ostertagia ostertagi is the source of this 552-nucleotide messenger RNA. Lineage: Eukaryota; Metazoa; Nematoda; Chromadorea; Rhabditida; Trichostrongylidae. The record is from the annotation of a GenBank genome assembly.
AUGGGUGGACAACCUACAGAAAUGAUGAAAAUACCAGAAUUCAUGCAGCAGUGGAUCGCAGCUGAUAGAGAAGGUUACAUGAACUUCAUACUUUUUGUGACAUCGAUGGCUGAUUUCAACGUCCAAGACGAAGAAGAAGAGAAGCGAACGGCAAUGGAACGUAGUAUAAGAAUACUUGACCGGAUACUCAGCGUGGACGCAAUCCAAAAUUGUGGACUUUUGAUAUUUUUCAACAAACAAGAUGUAUUUAACGAAAUUGUGACGGAGUUAUCGAAGACGGAUGAGGGUCGUGCUGAGAUCAUCAAACGUCUCAAUAGUUCCCUGACAGAAGGAUCCAAACGAGGUCUGACAGAUGGCAAUAUUCCUGUGAAAGUGGUGCACAGAGCCAUUGAAAGCAAAUUCGACAACGUCAUUCAGAAACGGAAGAAAGGAACAAGAGUUUACAGAAAAGACACGCAAGCUGUGGAUCCACAUAUUAUGGCCGACAUAUUCAACGUCAUUGAAAAUGAGAUCAUCGUUGAUUUCAUCAGAAACGCGCGAUUUAUUAUGUAA